AUUCUUAUAAAUUGAUCACGCAUGUUUAUUUUCGUUUUGUCCGCUGAAAGAAGUAUGAAACCAAAACACCGAUUUUUAAAUGAACUUAUAAAUCAAUAGAAUAUUAGUUUCAAUUGAUCGUAAAAAUCAAUAAAAUGAAUAAAUUUAAGUCGUUAAGUGAUUCUAGUACUAGUGAGAGUGAAGAGGAUUAUGGAAAAAGGUUGCAGAAUCAGCUGCAAUUUGACAAGAACAGUUUAAAAAGAAGUUUGAGUACUGAUGAUACAGAAGAUGAACCUGAUUUAACAGCAUUUAAGAGUCCAUAUAAAUAUGCUGAAAGACUUAGUACUGACGAUACUGAAGAUGAACAUCUAGAUACUGUAGAAUUACCUCCCAAUAAGAAGAUGAUGUUGGGCUUCAAAAAUCCUUCCCAUUAUGUGGAAAGAGACAUUUCUGACAGUAGUGAAAGUGAAGAGAAAAGCACACCUGUGAGCUUUGGCUCUGAUAUGCCGAGUAUGGAUGCUUUGAAUGGGAAUUAUGGAGUUGGGAUGAAAAUAAUGUCCAAAAUGGGAUACAAAUCUGGUACCGGUUUGGGAAAAUUUGCACAAGGUAGAGUUAAUAUCGUUGAAGCUUCCCAACAAAGAGGAAGAAGAGGUUUGGGCCUCAAAAUGAAAGCUGGCCUAGAACCUGCUGCUAUUUUGUGGGAAUCUGGACAAGAUGAAAUGAUUUCUGUUGAAGAAGAAGUAACGUGGAUUCCUGACAUUAAUUUUCCAACUGUAAGCAUAAAAGAAUUAAGAGAGUGGAUGACAGAAGGAAAUAAAAUAGACAAGAUUGAUGAUGAAACUGAAUUUGUGGAUCCUACAAUUCUAAAAAAAAUUAUUGAUUACAAAAGUAUAUUUGAUGAGCUUGAACCUGAAGAAAUGAGGAAGGCAAGAACACGAUCCAAUCCUUUUGAAACUAUUCGAGGUGGAAUAUUCUUAAACAGAGCUGCAAUGAAGAUGGCUAACAUGGAUGCCAUGUUUGAUUUUAUGUUUUCUCAACCAAAAAAGAUGAACGGGGAGUCACUUAUAGAAAAUAACGAGCUUUUAUACUUUGCUGAUGUUUGUGCUGGCCCUGGAGGUUUUUCAGAGUAUGUUCUAUGGAGAAAAAAGUGGGAGGCAAAAGGAUUUGGAUUUACAUUAAGAGGCUCAAAUGACUUUAAAUUAGAGGACUUUUUUUCUGGUCCACCUGAAAGCUUUGAACCAUACUAUGGUGUCAAUGAGGAUGGAAAUGUAUAUGCUCCUGAAAAUCUCCGGUCCUUUAGUAAAUAUGUGUAUGAAAAUACUGAAAACAAAGGAGUUCAUUUUAUGAUGGCUGAUGGUGGAUUUUCAGUUGAAGGAAAAGAAAAUGAGCAGGAAAUUUUGUCAAAAAGAUUGUACCUUUGUCAGUUUUUGUGUGCCCUCAUGAUAGUACGGCCAGAAGGUCAUUUUGUGUGUAAAUUAUUCGAUUUAUUCACCACAUUUAGCGUGGGACUUGUAUAUUUGAUGUGUAUGUGUUAUGAAAAAGUGUGCAUAUUCAAGCCAAAUACCAGCAGACCAGCCAACUCUGAAAGAUACAUUGUCUGCAAAUGGAAAAAAGAGAACACUAAAGAUAUCUGUGAUUAUUUGUAUGAGGUCAAUGAAUAUUUUAACAAACUUAGUGACUUUUCAGAAGUAGACAUAAGUGAAGUUGUUCCACUUAAUAUUUUAAAGCAAAAUGAAGAAUUUUAUGACUACAUUUGUGAAUCAAAUAAUAAGUUUGGAGAAAGGCAGAUAAUUCAUUUGGAUAAAAUAAGAGUGUUUGCCCAAAAUUCUGAGUUGCGUGAGGAGCGACAACCUGACUUACGAAAAGAAUGUUUAGAACAUUGGCAGGUUCCCGAUGAAGUUAGGAAAGCCCCUGCUAGACCAGAGGCAAGUAAGAGAUAUGAGCAAUUAUUGCAAGGUGAAAAUUUAAAAUAUCUUAGCUCUUCACCCGAAAUACUUACAACCAGUUCUUUUAAGAAAUUAGAGCAAGUGUUUGAUUUUUACUGUGUUAUCUGUGGAGACUGCAAACCUGACCAACAUCCAACCCUCUUUCUUGGUCUUGGGAGAUCUAGCAGUUACAGAUACGACUCAAAAAGUUGUAAGUGGCUCAAACUUGAAGAAAAGCUUGAUCUUCCUGCUGAUACUCUUUUUUAUGGCGAGCUUAUUUUAGAACUGAAAGGAGAGGGCAGGGCUCAAAGAAAAAUUACAUGCCUUCAUAUUUUUGAUGCUAUGUAUUUGGGAGGAAAAGAUGUUAGAAAUUUUCAUUUUCAAGACAGGUUAUCACUUGCUGAGAAAUUUGUGAAAGCUAUAUCUAAACCAAGCAAAUCUGAUUACACUAAAUUAAGAGUCAAAGAGGCGUGGCAAUUACCUGAUAUUGAACAAAUUUUUCAGAGAUUGAGCAUGAAAUUUAUCAAGAAUGCUCCAGUUCCAAGGCUAUGUUUUGACCUGGGAGAUGGACGACAUAUUUUACCUACCGGCUUAUUAAUUUUCAAGACUACAGCAGAACCAUGGAUUACUGCCUUUAGCAAAACAAAUCAAAGACAGUAUUUAUUCAAUACUAGAAGGAAUGUAUCUUCUUUUGAAAGAACAGAUGCUGCAAAUGCUAAUUUUCAGUCUUGUUUUUCUAAGCGGAUACUUUGGAAUUGGGAAAGGGGUGUAAGACUUAUUCCAGAACAAAAUGUUGAUUGCCAAAACAACCUCGUUCAUGGGCAUAUUCUACUGGAAUUUUUAAAUAAUAGGUUAAACAAGCUAAUGGGUCGCCAAAGAUAAUUCUGUUACUUAUAAUAUUUGAAAGAAAAGGAAAUAUUCAUCUGUAAAUAUUCAUUAUAUUAAAAUAAAGUUAUUGAUGAAAAAAUUA
Parasteatoda tepidariorum (common house spider) is the source of this 2874-nucleotide messenger RNA. RefSeq names its product Cap methyltransferase 1 (gene Cmtr1). Gene Ontology annotation, biological process: 7-methylguanosine mRNA capping; methylation. Gene Ontology annotation, cellular component: nucleus; cytoplasm. Gene Ontology annotation, molecular function: nucleic acid binding; methyltransferase cap1 activity. The record is from RefSeq and is a predicted model, not a curated record. Lineage: Eukaryota; Metazoa; Arthropoda; Arachnida; Araneae; Theridiidae.